Molecule: messenger RNA, 1243 nt
Organism: Xylona heveae TC161
Lineage: Eukaryota; Fungi; Ascomycota; Xylonomycetes; Xylonales; Xylonaceae
Product: Aldo/keto reductase
Exons: 3
Coding region: 186-1193 (335 amino acids)
Cellular component (GO): cytosol
Molecular function (GO): aldose reductase (NADPH) activity
Source: RefSeq, a predicted model, not a curated record
CUUUCCGACCCUCCUACGCAACUCUAAUCGGUCCUAACGCUGGGGAUGCUCACCCUUCUGGCCUCCAAUUUUAUAUAUCCUGCCUGCAUCCUGCUGCUCUGCUAAACCUUUUUCUCUUCUUUUCCCAUCUAUUCUCCAUACCCAAAAAAAUAUACCCCAGACGAACAGAAAAAUAAGAGGACAAGAUGUUCGCCCGCUCUGCCGCUGCCCGUCUUUCUCAGGUCUCAAAGCACGUCCAGCCUACUCAGGCUCGGUCGAUUGCCAAUGCGACCAAGUUCAAGCUCAACACUGGCGCUGAUAUUCCCGCUCUCGGUUUCGGUACCUGGCAGGAUGUUGGCUCCCAGGAGUCUGCUGUUGCCGACGCCUUGAAGGCUGGCUACCGUCACAUUGACACUGCCCGAAUUUACGGCACUGAGCACGCUGUUGGCAAGGCCAUCCGUGAGAGCGGUAUUGACCGCAGCGAAAUCUUCUUGACCACCAAGCUGUGGAACAACGAGCAGCACCCCGAUGAUGUCGAGCCGGCUCUCGACGACUCGCUUCAGCAGCUCGGCCUCGACUAUGUCGACCUCUGGCUCAUCCACUGGCCCUCGCCUUUUGCUCGGGGCAAGGACCCCAUGCCCAAGGGCCCCGACGGCAAGAUCAAGAUUGACCGCAGCAUCGACUUCAUUGACACUUGGAAGGAAAUGGAGCGUCUGCAAAAGUCCGGCAAGGCCAAGGCUAUCGGUAUCUCCAACUUCUCCAAGGCCGAGCUCGACCGUCUGCUGGAUCAUGCCACCAUUGUUCCCGCUGCUCACCAGCUUGAGCUUCACCCUUACCUCCAACAGCCCGAGUUCACCGAGUACAACAAGAGCAAGGGUAUCCACAUCACCCACUACAGCCCCUUUGGUAACCAGAACGAGCUGUACGCCGGCAAGCACGUCACCAAGCUCAUCGAGGACCCCGUCCUGACCGAGAUUGGCGCCAAGUACAACAAGAGCGCCGCUCAGACCGCUCUCGCCUGGGGUAUUGCCCACGGCCACAGUGUCUUGCCCAAAUCCAAGACUCCCUCGCGCAUCGUCGCCAACUACGAGGGUGACUUUAAGCUCGAGCCCGAGGACGUCCUUGCCAUUGACAACAUUGACAAGAAGCUCCGUUUCAACGACUCUUCCGAGGCCUUCAACUACCCCUUCUUCACCGACUUGGACGGCAAAUAAAUGAUUUUGACUUAGAGGUAGAAGGUCAAAAGGAUUUUAUCGGGGAUUGU